Sphaerodactylus townsendi is the source of this 1932-nucleotide messenger RNA. RefSeq names its product immunoglobulin superfamily containing leucine-rich repeat protein-like. The record is from RefSeq and is a predicted model, not a curated record. The coding region runs from base 313 to 1578 and encodes 421 amino acids. The transcript is spliced from 2 exons. Gene Ontology annotation, molecular function: protein binding. NCBI's taxonomy places the organism in Eukaryota, Metazoa, Chordata, Lepidosauria, Squamata, Sphaerodactylidae.
GGACAGACAGGAAAUUCAGAAGGGACCCUUGACCCCACAAAGGCAACCGUGGUUAAUUGCUAGGCCGCCAACAAGCAUUGCAUUUCAGGGCAAGGAGCAGAGAGAGAGACGUGCGGUUUUGGAAAGUUCUGUGAGGAAAACGUACCCCCCCCCUCCUUUUUGGCUCAUGCAGACUUGGAGGCUGGAGGUUGUUAUUAAUAACAUUUUUGGUAUGCGUGAGUCUGCUCGGGCCGGACAGAGUGUUUAUACAGUUUUUCUGGAUGAAACUCUGAAGAAGAAGGGAAGGAGAGUCUACAAAGAGGGGGUAAAACAAUGGACCUGUUGUUCUGCUUAGUGGCUGCCUUUCUGGUUGCAGAGGCUCGAGCCUGCCCAGAGGUCUGUGUCUGCGUGGCAAGGAAGAACUACAGCCGACAUAUAGCAGACUGCUCUUACCAAGACCUCCAUGCCGUCCCUACCAGCUUACCCUCCAAUACCACAACCCUGACAUUGUCUGUCAAUCACAUCACCUCCCUCGGGGAAAACUCCUUCAAGGGCCUUGUGAGUCUACAGGGGCUGUGGCUGACCUACAAUGACAUCAGCCACGUCGGGAAGGGGACCUUUGGUUCCCUGGCACCGCUGAAGAACCUGGACCUCAGCCACAACCAGAUGAUGGACUUCCCCUGGUGGGACCUGCAAAACCUCACCGCUCUGGAAUUGCUGAAGUUGAGCAACAACCGGUUGGAGAAGGUUCCCUUGGAGGCCUUCUCCACGCUGAAGCACCUGAGGUCUCUCUGGCUCAAUGACAACAGGCUGACUGUCCUCUUCGAGGGGACUUUUGACUCAACGCCUUUCCUGUCCUUGCUGCAGAUCAACAACAAUCCGUUCAAUUGCUCCUGUAAGGUCUGGUGGCUGAAGCAGUGGAUCGAGAGUUCUUCAGUCUCCACCCCAGAGAAGGACUCCAUCAUGUGUGACAGUCCUAAGAACUUGAAAGGUCUCACCCUUGGAAGAAACCUGAAUCUGGAUUGCUCGCUCCCGUCUGUGCAGCUGACGUACCAAUCCAGCCUCGACAACUCUGUCUUGCACGACGGACUCAGUCUUCUGUUGGAUUGCAGGGCGGUGGGUAAGCCGCAGCCGGAGAUCAGGUGGAAAAUCCAGGCGUCCGGUCAAACCGUCGCGAUCAACGGGCCAAACGUAGACGAGGAAGGGGACAACUGGCUUGCAGGCGCAAGAUCCGAGGAGAGCCCGGAGCAUUUUCUGGUCUUCAAGAAUGGCUCCAUGGCCAUCUCGAAGUUCAGCAAAGCAGACGAAGGCGUCUACACCUGCCAGGCUGUCAAUGACGUCGGGUCUCGGGAGGUCUCGGUCAACGUGGCUUUGAGCAGCUCGGAAAACUUUGCGCACGAUCUCCAGAACAACAUCCAAGCCAGCAAGCCCCGAGACAAGUCCUGUGAUAUGGAGGAGCUUCCCAAGUCUGAAGAAAAGAUCGUGGUCAUCUACCUUACGCCCACAGUAUCAAAGACUACCACCAACAGAGGAAUCCUUUGGGAGCCCUGGCUGUGGGGCAGCAUGUUUGCGGUUCUCUUGCUUGGUUUGUAUACUUAACACACCUGUUAUCCUUUCAUCAAAUGUAUGAACAUAGUCCUGGACUACGGAGGUGGAAAACUGAGACAUACCUUUCAAAUCACAGCAGGUUUUUUUCAUCAGUUACACUAGCCAGCUGCCAAGUUUAUCGUACCCAGCGCCUAUAUGUUCUCAAACACGCAUGCCAUUAGCAGUCUGCACUAAAAGGUGGUGAACUGAAACCCAGAAUUCCGUUUUUUUAAUACAUUCUUGUUCCAGUUACAAAGCAAACAAAAGAACCAAAUUUUAAAAAACAAAUAAAGGUAAAAGUUUCCCCUUCAGUCGUAUCUGACCCUGGGGUACCACUGCGAGCAGUGAUUUCAUAGGCAAGCCAUU